Daphnia magna is the source of this 5069-nucleotide messenger RNA. RefSeq names its product protein pangolin, isoforms A/H/I/S (gene pan). The transcript has 12 exons. Gene Ontology annotation, molecular function: RNA polymerase II cis-regulatory region sequence-specific DNA binding; DNA-binding transcription factor activity, RNA polymerase II-specific. Gene Ontology annotation, cellular component: beta-catenin-TCF complex. The coding region runs from base 1158 to 3386 and encodes 742 amino acids. NCBI's taxonomy places the organism in Eukaryota, Metazoa, Arthropoda, Branchiopoda, Diplostraca, Daphniidae. The record is from RefSeq and is a predicted model, not a curated record. Gene Ontology annotation, biological process: regulation of transcription by RNA polymerase II; canonical Wnt signaling pathway.
GGCUACGGUGCUCCUCUCUCUCUCCUUCCCUGUAUACACGAGCCGCAACACACACCAACUACGCGCCGCCCCCUAUCCAAGCCGCCACUAGUCUCACCGCUACUACCGCCGCCGCCGCCGUAGUCGAAGCCGCCCCGUUCUUAUACACACUUGUGUAGAAGGAAAGAGGAAGCCGAGGGUCGCUCUUUUUUUUCCCUUUUUUUCUCUUUUUAUAUUUUUCACUCUGGGAAGAAAAAGUUUGUGAGGCGUGCGCUCCCCGCAGUCACAUCUUAACGCGCGCGCCCUCUUUUCCUGCAUACAAAAGUUGAACGUCUUGACCACCAGAGUGCAUAUUACUCGUUUCAAUUUUUUUCCCCCCCAUUUCUCACCACGUCUUGGUGUACUAGUGCUGCCAACCAGUCGACUUGGGCCUUCCAGACGAGAUGGCCGUCCUGUGCUGACGAUCCUACAAACGCAGACGCAGGGGGAACACACACACACACACUUUGAAUCAGAGAGAGAGACCUUGCAUCCACGAGCACGUUUUUUGUUUUCUUUUUUUUCAAGUGGCCAUUUUCGAAGCAACACAAAAAAAAAGGGAGGAAAAACACUGUGACAUUUUCGGAUUGUGUUUUGUGUGGUACAUAUCGUCGUGUCUCUCGAAAAUUCUGUGCUGGUGCCAAGUGCUAAACAACGUAACAAGUGAAGCAACAAAACCCUCCCCUCCUUUACAGUGUGUGUGUAUUUGUGUGGUGUGUGAGUGUGUAUCUAUUCUACACGGUGUGAUAAAAAAAAAACGUGUGGUGUGUCCGGGAUUUUUCUAUUUGGAUAUCGCGAGAUUCUCUUCGAAAAAAAAAAAAAGAAUUUGGGAGUCUUGACAAAAUAAAAAAUAAAAAAACUAGAAAAUACACUUGCCGAACCCACAUCAUCUUAAAGGCGCGCGUUUUGGGUGUGUAGUGUCUGUGUCUGUGUGUACAGUGUGUGUUCGCGCGGGAGCGCGUGAAAUGGCGCUGUGAAAGGCUGCCAUCAUGAAUGGUGGUACAGUCAUUAUCAUCUUAUCUUUAGUCUAGGCCUGGAUUUAUCAAGUUGCAGCAACAGCCUCGUGUUUCUGCCGUCUGGGGGUCGUCCCAUUUUUUUUUUUUUUUUGUAUUCUUCAUUGGUUUUUAUAAAACCGAAAAAUGCCACACGUGAACGGAAGCAGCGACGGUGAUGACUUGGGCGAUGCCGACGAGAUCAAAGUGUUCAAACACGACGAAGAAUGUGAAGAAGAAAAGAAAUUGAUUGCAGAAGAACGUCAAUCUGAUUCCCUCACAGAAGACAAAUCUAGUCUUGUAACUGAAGGAGAAUCACAGAGCAAAAAUGCUUCGUUAGCCGGCCAAAGUUUCACUGGCAAAAAUUCACUACGACCUGAACCUGGACCAUUAUUCGGUGGUCGGUCGCUGGAGUCGCUGGCCUCGUCGCACGCCUCUCCGCUCAACAUGGGAUACCUUAUGCCCUACUCGUACCACAAUGGCAUGGCCGCACUUACCUCUCUACCAUCCAUGGGCAAUAAGAUGGGACAUUUAGGUUCAGCAGCGCAUCACGCAGCGGCUGCAGCGGCGGCAGCAUCGUCGCUCCAAUUCUUCUACCAAGGAGGUGGCGAUCCUCACCUCGGCCAGCCACCACCAGCCCAUAUGGGCAUACCACCUUACCAACUCGAUCCCAAAACGGCCGGAGCUAUGGGUCUUCCUAGGCCGUCGAUGUACUCCUUCGCCCCCACCCAGUAUCCAUACCCCAUGCUGAGUCCCGAAAUGGCCCAAAUGACGUCCUGGCAUCACAACGGUGGUAUGUAUCCGAUCUCAUCCGCAGCAGCUGCAUUCCGCAGUCCUUAUCCGGCCGGGUUACAACUGCCUUCAGCAUCACUGCCUAGGUUUUCUCCGAGCUUGUUGCCCCAUCCGGGACUACAUGGCGGCCAUCCGCUGAUGAGUCCAGGCCACGCUGCCGCUUUGUCGAGUCUUCACCAUGGCGUCAAACAAGAACCCGGACUCUCAAUGGGACUUUUAGGCGAACAAAAUCACAGAAGUGGACACAAUGACGCCAAAGCGGCCAGCAGUUCGGCGACGCAGUCGGAUUCGAGGUCGACGACGCAGUCGACACCGCCCAACAACAACAACACCUCCUCGCAAGUCCCCGAGAAAAAGAAGCCGCACAUCAAGAAGCCGUUGAACGCGUUCAUGCUGUACAUGAAAGAGAUGCGAGCCAAAGUGGUAGCCGAAUGUACGCUCAAAGAAAGCGCCGCCAUCAACCAAAUCCUCGGCCGACGGUGGCACGCUCUCGGUCGUGAGGAACAGUCCAAGUACUAUGAACUGGCACGCAAAGAGCGGCAGGUCCACAUGCAACUGCAUCCCGGCUGGACGGCCCGUGAUAAUUACGCCCAGGGAAAGAAGAGGAAACGAAGGCGGGAGAAACCGAGUGAGGCCGGAGGUAACAACAUGAAGAAAUGCAGAGCGCGAUACGGCCUCGACCAGCAGAGUCAGUGGUGCAAACCUUGCAGGAGGAAGAAGAAAUGCAUCCGUUACAUGGACGGAGCCGAUGAAGCGGACCACUCUGAGGACAAUUUGGGCAGCGCGGGCAGCGUCGGUGAGACGCGUUCACCCGAUUCCAAAGUGGACGACGACGAUGGCGCCAGUAGCGAUUCGGAUGCUGGCGCACCUGACGACGACGACGGAGGAGCCACCUCGGCCUCUGAUUUGGGACUAUCCAGUCCCGGUUUGAGCCUCUCCUCUCUUGCCAGUCCGGCCAUCCUACCUAGUCCCAGCACGAGCUUGGCCUCUCCGUGCCCUUUGACGCCCUCGCCUGCCACACCGUCUUCGGCCAGCUACACGACGAGUGGCGGCGUUGGCGGACACGACGCCAUCAUCAACAUCAUAGGCAAAUCUUCGCUAAUUACGGCGCAGACGAGUCUGUCGGCCGCUUCGUCCUCGUCGUCAUCAUCGUCUUCUUCCGGCAACGGGAGCACCCCGGGUCUACCUUUUGGACUGUACAACAUGCUGCCUGGGCCUAGUCCGUCCGGAUCGGGUCAUUCUCAUCACUCUGUUCAUCACCACCAUCAUUCUCAUCACCAUCCGCUUCAUCCGGCGCCAUCUGCGGCGGGCCAGCAGCACCACAAUUCUUCUCAUCACUCCCAUCAUCACCAACACCUCCAGCAGCAGCAGCAGCAGCAGCAACACAACCAUCACGGGCUGCUGCUGCCGGCCAACCUUCCGCAUCGGCAUCCGAUCGGAACGAAUCCGCACGACAUCAACAAUCCGUUGAGUGUUAAUCAGCUGACGGGCCAGUGCAGCAGUAACAGCAACAAGGACAAGGCGCAUUCGUCUGUCAGCAAAGCCUCCGAUACCAAUUCGCACGCUAUUGUUAGUGUCACCUGAUCACACAGCAAUUUCCUCCCCCACCCAUCCGCAUCUUCCAUUGGCUUUUCUCUUUUCACGCCGAAAUUCAACAAAACUUGCGGCGCGGGGGCCCUCGCUCCCUGGUCGAUUUUAAAUUGAAUAUGACACAAUAGAAAAGGAAAAAAAACAAACAAAACAAACCAAGAUUUUAUUUUGCUAAUUUUGCAAAAAAAAAUCGCUUCUUCACUUCCUCCCUUGUUUUUUCACGUAAAAAAUUGCGCUCUCCCUCUUCCUCCCCGUUGGCAGUUGGUCGGGAAAGGACAGAGCCAUCUAGCGGGUAAUUCUACGGACGGAUUUUGAAUUUUUUCGAGAGGUUCUUCUUCUUUUUUUACGCGUUUUUGUUUAUAAAACAAAAGAAACACAAAAUAACAACAAUAGCUGAAGGUGAUGAUGAUGGGCGUGACCUCAGGUUCAACAGGGUUGUUUAUUCUAUUAAUUUGUUUUUUUUUUCUCUCACCUUUUUCGUCUCCCAUUAUGUAAGUCGUUUCGUAAUCCUCCGCAAACUUGGAAGCGAAUGGGUUUUGUUUUUCGAGAAAUAUCCAACGGAACGCAAGAGUUUCAUCGUCAAUUCCCAUCUAACCAUAUCCUUUUUUUAUUUUUAUUUUUUUUUACAUUCAAAACGGAAAGAGACUUUCACACACACAGCAAAUAAUUUAAUUUUCAUCGUUGGUUCGAUAUACAAUUUUUCUUUUUUCUCCUUUAUUCCUCGACCUCUUCGACUCUCUCGGUGUGUGCUCUGGGGCGGAUGACCGGGAACGCGCCAAUUUUUGAAAACCAAUUCUUUCAUCCUCCUCGUUGAAAAACAAAAAAAUUCUAAUAUUAAAGAAAAGAAAAAUGAAUGAUGGAAAAAAACAAAACAAAAUAGAUAAAAAUAACAAAAAUGAAACACAAUUUUUCUCGUGCCAAUCAACAAGAGGUUUUACACACCUUUCAAAAAAAAAAAAAAUCCCAUUAGAAUAUUUGAGGAGCAGGGGGGAGGACAACCCAUUUUUCGCGUGCUCUUAAAAAUCCUUCUUCCUCCCCUCACACUCUCUGUCUCCUGAUAUGUAUUAUUUUCUCUUUUUUUUUUUUUCUUUUUCCGAUUUCAAAACAACCACUCGACAAUUUUUGAUUGUAAAUGUCAUGUGUAUAUCUUUCUUUCCCGUUUUUUUUUUCUUCCACUCCGGUCUCUUUCAACUGCAAAAAAAAAAAAACAAAAAACAAAAAAAGAAAAUAAAAAAAAGAAACAAAAAAAAAAAAUUAAGGAUUUUAUCGAUUUUUUUUUCACAUUUUUUAUACAUAUUUCUUUUUUUUUUUUUCAAUAUUCAUCAUAUUCUCCCGUGUGAAAUUUUCGCGUGUGUAUGUAUUUGUAUGAAUGCGUUUACGUAUGUUUGCGGACAAUCAUCCAUCACCGAGUAUUUUUGCCGUGUGUGUCUGAUUUGUUUAUUUUUUAUUUUUUUUUUCUUCUCGUGUCUUUCUUUUUUCUUUUUGAAUGAUUGAGAUCGCGCGAACGCGGGAGGGAUAAGUAUGUUUUUUUUUUUCCCCAUUUGAAUAUCUUUAUAUCUUCCCUCCCCCCAUUUUCAUGUUGUGACUUUUUGGUUCGUUCGUGUGAUGUGUGUGUGUGUGUGUGUGAGUGUUUGGAUUUGAAUCGACGUUGCAUUCAUAUUAAACAGGAAACCACAG